Microdochium trichocladiopsis is the source of this 814-nucleotide messenger RNA. RefSeq lists its product as uncharacterized. Lineage: Eukaryota; Fungi; Ascomycota; Sordariomycetes; Xylariales; Microdochiaceae. The record is from RefSeq and is a predicted model, not a curated record. The transcript is spliced from 2 exons. Bases 67 to 639 code for a protein of 190 amino acids.
CCUAUCGCUCCCGGCGCUGAGCUAUCUCUCUCGACAACAAGCCGCUCGCAACUCGAUGCGUGCGAGAUGGGUGCCCCGCUUGUUUGGAUCAACGGGUUUCCCGGCGUGGGCAAGCUGACGAUCGCAACAGCUCUGCAAGCAAUCGACGAGCACAUCAUACUGAUCGACAACCACAAGAUGAUCGACCCAGUAGAGGCCAAAUUCUCCAGAGACCACCCCGACUACCAGCGUGAACGCCGUGCCCAGCGCGAAGCUGUAUUCGCUCGCCAUGUCACAGCGGAUGAUGCCAAAGACCACACGAUUGUGUUUACAGAUUGUCAAUCAGACAAUGAUCUGGGCAGAGCAGUUGCCACUGAAUAUAAGCUUGCUGCAGAGACCGCUGGCAGAGACUUUAUACCGGUGUACCUGAGCUGCGACAAACACGAAAACCUUAAGCGAGUGUCCAGCGCGGAGAGAGUGGGGAGCAAAACAACCAAGCUGACCAGCAAGGCUAUCUUGAAGGACAUUCUCUCCAACAACGAGUUAUUUCGCUUCGAGGGCUGCUCGAGUCUGACCCUCGACAUCACGCAACUGUCUCCAGCAGAGGCAGCUCUUCAGAUUCGAAGCCAUAUCCAAAAGUGUGCUGGGGAGACUGCCUGAAACGAGGAGCUCAUACAAAGAAGCCCUAUCUCCUUUUCUUCUAGGACUGAUUUGGGCAGCCGACCAUGUUCCCAUGGCGGGAAUGCUUGGCAUCGAGGCAAGUAGACACGGAGAAGCGCAUACAUAUCGAAGACCACUCCAAAGGAGGCCCUAUAACCAAUGAUAUCUGAAGGAA